Messenger RNA from Durio zibethinus, 2722 nucleotides. RefSeq names its product TCP-1/cpn60 chaperonin family protein (gene CPN60BETA4). The record is from RefSeq and is a predicted model, not a curated record. Gene Ontology annotation, biological process: protein refolding. Lineage: Eukaryota; Viridiplantae; Streptophyta; Magnoliopsida; Malvales; Malvaceae. Gene Ontology annotation, molecular function: ATP binding; ATP-dependent protein folding chaperone.
GAGCCUUCGACCAUGGCCUCUUGGCAAAGUCCAAUUCAACGGAUUGGUGCCAAACUUUGGGUGUUGAACGAACAACUUGUAAAAUUUUCCUACGGAUAGAAAUUUGACAGACAGAUAAAUGCACUGUUUCAAGGACAAUCCACCACCUUCAACCCGCCAUGCUCUUCCUUUUUACUUAUCGCACUACAAAAGACAUAAAAAAAAAAACCUUCUCAAGAGCCAAUAUUUGAAAAUCAAAGCCCGUAUAUGAGAGUCUAAGAUUACAUUUUAAGGCCUUACUUGAACCUGUCUAAAACCAACCCAUGAAAAUAUCCGAUUCAAUAAGCAGGCAGGCAGUUCUUCUAGCCAUGGAAUAGCGACAAAAACAACUGCCGAGAUAUUUUCCCGUUAUCUUUUUUACUCCUUUGUCUUGUUAUGAUGUUUUCCAUUUAUCGGAAUAUCAACCAUUUUUCAAAAACUCUCUCUCCAGAAACUCAAUCAUGGCAUGUUCACCAGCUCCAUUUCCUGGGAUAUCUUUCAACAACCCAACACUGCCCAAAGCCAAAAGGGCAUCAGCUUCUCAUUAUUCCACCCUGAAAAAGCCCAGAGCCAUGGCCAAAGAGGUUUACUUCAACCAUGAUGGUUCUGCCACUAAGAAGCUUCAGGCAGGUGUGGACAAAGUGGCAGAGCUGAUUGGGGUUACAUUAGGUCCAAAGGGGAGAAAUGUGGUGCUUCAGAACAAGUAUGGACUUCCCAAGAUUGUUAAUGAUGGAGAAACUGUUCUCAAGCAGAUUGAGUUGGAGGAUCCGUUGGAGAAUGUUGGAGUUAAAUUAGUGAGGCAAGCAGGUGCAAAGACAAAUGACCUUGCUGGUGAUGGUUGCACUACAUCUAUAGUUCUCGCUCAUGGUCUGAUUACAGAAGGCGUGAAGGUAAUUUUAGCUGGAAUGAAUCCAGUUCAAAUUGCUCGUGGGAUUGAGAAUACGGUGAAUGCCCUUGUUUCUGAACUCAAAUUGAUGUCCAGAGAGGUUGAGGAUCAUGAACUCGCACAUGUUGCUGCUGUUAGCGCUGGGAAUGAUUAUACAGUAGGAAAGAUGAUCUCUGAUGCUCUUCAACAAGUGGGAAGGGGGGGCGUAGUCAAAAUUGAAAAAGGAAAAUGUACCGAGAACAGUCUACAAAUGGUGGAAGGAAUGCAGUUUGAUCGAGGAUAUUUGUCUCCUUAUUUUGUCACUGAUAGAGAAAAGAUGAUUGUUGAGUUUCACAAUUGCAAGUUACUACUGGUUGACAAGAAGAUCACAAAUCCAAAGGAGAUGUUUAAAAUAUUGGACAGCGCUGUUAAAGAGAAGUAUCCAAUUGUUAUAGUUGCAGAGGAUAUUGAGCAGGAAGCUCUUGCUCCAGUGAUUAGGAACAAACUCAAGGGUGUGCUGAAGGCAGCUGCUAUUAAGGCUCCUGCCUUUGGUGAGCGCAAGAGCCACUGCUUGGACGAUAUUGCUAUCUUGACUGGAGGCACUGUGAUCAGAGAUGAUAUGGGUUUGACUCUAGAUAGGGCUGGGAAGGAGGCAUUGGGUACUGCUACUAAGGUUGUGAUAACUAAGGAUUCUACAUACAUGGUUAGUGAUGGGAGUACACGAGAAGCUGUUCAGAAAAGGGUUUCUCAGAUACGAAGUCUGGUUGAGAACACAGAAGAAAAUUUUCAAAAGAAGAUACUCAAUGAAAGAAUUGCCAGAUUAUCGGGAGGAAUUGCUAUUCUUCAGGUUGGAGCACAAACCGAAGUUGAAUUGAAGGACAAACAACUCAGAAUUGAAGAUGCUUUGAAUGCAACUAAGGCAGCAAUCGAGGAAGGUGUUGUAGUUGGAGGUGGCUGUAUCCUCUUGCGUCUAUCUGCAAAGGUGGAUGGAAUAAAAAAACUGUUGGAUAAUCAAGAGCAAAAGAUUGGAGCUGAGAUCUUCAAGAGAGCAUUAAGCUAUCCAACAAAACUAAUUGCCAAAAAUGCUGGUGUUAAUGGGACUGUUGUUGUAGAGAAGGUCUUAUCCAAUGAUGACACAAGAUAUGGAUACAACGCUGCACGAAACUCUUAUGAGGAUUUGAUGAAAGCUGGAAUUAUGGAUCCAACAAAGGUAGUUAGAUGCUGUUUGGAGCAUGCAGCAUCUGUUGCCAAGAUUUUUCUGACAUCCGAUGCUGUUGUAGUAGACAUAGUAGACAACAAGGAUAUCAAGUUCAAGCCCAUGCCAACGAGAAAGCAAAUGGGAAACUUAACUAACUCAGUCUUCCCUAAACAAUUACUGCCCACGUAUGGGAAAAUGAUGCACAAACAGUCGAUUCCAGUGGGACAAAGAUAAUAUAGGAGCCAUAAGCAGAGCAGUUUCCAUUGACGUCUUUUAAACUAGGUCUGUUGAUCAAUGCCAGCUUUUCAACAAUCUGGUUACAGUUCAGUUCCCUUCUCUCCUAGGAGCAGGUGGCUUCCAUCAAAGAAAUAUGGAACUGAUUUGAUUUUUGCCAAGAAGGCUUCUUUGAAGUGGUAAUGCUGCAAACUUAAGGGUUGCUUGGUGUACUUAAGAGUAAUCGUUUUCCAUGUAUUUAAAGAGGCUGCAGCCACAAAGAAACAUGGUGAAAAUGUUUGUCUUGUAAAAAUGCCAGAACAAAUGUACAAGUGAACAAAAUUAAAAACAUAUGAUACAUUUAUAAACCAGUAUUUUCUCAAUCUACCACAUACAAUAACAACAAACUAGGCUUUGUAUCCUAUAAC